Molecule: messenger RNA, 1078 nt
Organism: Calliphora vicina (urban bluebottle blowfly)
Lineage: Eukaryota; Metazoa; Arthropoda; Insecta; Diptera; Calliphoridae
Exons: 4
Coding region: 79-1050 (323 amino acids)
Cellular component (GO): mitochondrion
Source: RefSeq, a predicted model, not a curated record
UAGUGCUUCGAUCGUUUUAUUGUAAAGUUGUGUUAUUUUAUUAAGAAUAUCUGAUAUUUUAAUUAUUCGACAAGUAAAAUGUUUUGCUCAUUUCGAAAUGCAUCAAUUUCCAAAAAUAUAUUAAAAUUUCAUAAUAAGGGUCAACAUCUACAAAAUAAUACCAGAAUUUGUGGGCGAGAUGUGUACACUACCACAAAAUGUUUAAAUUUAGCAGCUACCGAUGUUCUACCAAUACCAAACAACAUUGAUGUUGCAGAAACUACACGAUUUUCGCCACAUCGUAGUCGUGAAAUAUCUUCGACUGUCUUGUUAUCUCAAAAUUAUCAGGGAAUAUCUUCACCAAAAAUUGACAUAACAACGGAUAAUUCGUUUAAUAAUGCAGUUUUGGAUAAACAAGAUCCUCAUGUACAAUCAUACGAUUGUUUUGGAGCCAUUAGCCUUAACUCGGCAAUGCAAAGUAAUGUUCCUAGUCCAUUCGGUGGCACGCAUAAGUUCACCCACUUAAAUAUGCCAGGUGGUCAAUGGGCUCAAGAUUGUAAGUUUAUGUCGCAAAACUUACAAAGCUCACAUUAUACAACAUUACGAAAAAAUGCCCGCUCCAACUGGUCAACUUAUGAUAAAGAUGCAACUAUUCAAAAUAAAGAUUCAACAAUUGCAUGGAAUUUUCAAACUAAGCGCAGCUAUUGCUAUAAGGCUGAUAAGCCCGAAGAAAAUACCAAAUUUCAAAGCAAAAAAGAUCAAUUAAAAAAAGCUUUUAAAGAUUAUGGCUCAACAAUAGUAAUAUUUCAUGUUGCAAUAUCACUUGUAUCUUUAGGCGGUUUUUACAUUUUAGUUUCUAGCGGAAUAGAUCUAAUUUCAAUACUCGAACAUCUGGAUUUCGCACCAACGGCAUUAAAAAAUAGCAUCGCCUUAGGUGCAAGUAACUUUGUGAUAGCUUAUGCCGUACAUAAAGUAUUUGCACCAGUUCGAAUAAGUAUAACUCUAGGAGCAACACCAUUUAUUGUGCGAUAUUUGCGAAGCAAGGGUCUAUUAAAAUCUAAAAAUAAAUAAAUAUAUUAUAUGCAUUUUAUUAAAUAAA